AUCACCCCUCUAGAACCUUAAAUUGGUCCGUCCCUAAACUGGCUGAACAAGUGUCAAAACAAGUGUACGACACGUCGACAGUGUUGUGUUGUCUAAAGUACGAAGUCCGACCAAACCUCUAUCUUCUGUCCCAAGCUCAGUUUGAUAGGGCAGACAUGUCUGGUUCAUCCCAGGUCAUGUUGAAGACCUCCUUCUGGACAAACGUGUUUGUGGUAGGUGGAGUGGUGUUCCUGGCACUGGUGUUCUACCUGGGAGCCAUCCACCUCCCCAACAGUGACCCGGAGAAGACUGUGUCCCUCAGCAGUAAUAAGGGAGGAGGUGGAAUGGGAGGUGUUCUCAGAAUGGAUGAACAGAUAUAUCCCCACCUUCUUGAGUUUGGAGGAGCCAGAGUGUGGUACCAGGAGAAAGUCCCACCGAAUCCCAAGUGUGACGUGCUGUUGUUACAUGGACAGGCCUUUAUCUCUCAGACCUGGGUGGACCUGGGGACUGUGGACAAGCUGGCCGACGCUGGAUGCAGGGUCGUGGGUCUUGACUUACCGGGCUACGGCAAAUCAUGGAUGGCGGCCAGGGGGCAGGAUCCCAUCAAGCCGCCAGGGUUCCUGCACAAGUUUAUAAUUGCUGCCAAGCUGAACAAACCGUUUAUCGUCAGCCCCUCCAUGAGCGGCUCUUUUUCCCUCUCCCACCUGAUGGAACAUCCUGACGACAUCUCAGGCUUCAUCCCCAUAGCUCCAGUUGACACGCAAAAGUACAAAGACGAAGACUAUAAGAAAGUCAAGACCCCGACUCUCAUUAUCUACGGUGAGGAAGACAAGAGUCUUGGCGUGCAAUCGUACGAGAGGUUGAAGAACCUGCCAAACUCCCAGGUUCACGUACUGCCCAAGGCUAAACACCCCUGCUACCUGGACCAGCCGGACAUGUUCCACCACCUGGUCACCGAAUUUAUCCAGAGGAACACCAAGGACUGAGGAGCAGUGUUCUUAUCCAUCGGUUAUAAAUAUAUCAACAGAUGAUCUUUUGAGAAUUUUUUCUUCUGUUUUACUAAUGAUAUGAUCAUUAUGUAAAGCUUGUUCAUGCUUUUGUUCUGACUUGUUUUUGUAGAACUGGUUGUAAAAGGAGUUACAAAGGGCAUACAUGUAGCUGUGUAUGUGUGAAUUGGUUGUGGUAUUAGAUAAAAUGCUAUUCUAAUUUUUUUUUGGCUUAAAAUGUUGAUGGUGUAUUCUACCCUUGGGCAUUAAGUUUAGAUAUAAAGGGGAUGCAGAAUAAUCAAUAGCUUAAUGAAGUACACUUCGUAUGAGGGUAACUACGUAAUAAGUCAUG
Messenger RNA from Branchiostoma belcheri (Belcher's lancelet), 1317 nucleotides. Its product is annotated as protein ABHD14B-like. Gene Ontology annotation, cellular component: cytoplasm. The coding region runs from base 156 to 965 and encodes 269 amino acids. The record is from RefSeq and is a predicted model, not a curated record. NCBI's taxonomy places the organism in Eukaryota, Metazoa, Chordata, Leptocardii, Amphioxiformes, Branchiostomatidae. The transcript is spliced from 5 exons.